Messenger RNA from Alternaria rosae, 222 nucleotides. RefSeq lists its product as uncharacterized. The transcript has 2 exons. Bases 1 to 222 code for a protein of 73 amino acids. Lineage: Eukaryota; Fungi; Ascomycota; Dothideomycetes; Pleosporales; Pleosporaceae. The record is from RefSeq and is a predicted model, not a curated record.
AUGCUCCGCAAUCCCUACCUCAUCUUUCUCAGUGCCACAUUGUUCGAUCUCAUCUUAGCCAUCGCGCUCGUCUCCCUCUUCGCAACCGCAUACCCCGAUCGCUUCCGCACCGUACUAUGGAAAGAAGGUGGCACCAAAGGCUGGAACUCUGAUCCUAUUCAACGUGUGUACGACUAUGCGAACUAUCCUGUACGUUAUGCAACCUAUGCAUCGCCAUCAUAA